This is a messenger RNA of Jaculus jaculus (lesser Egyptian jerboa), 1758 nucleotides long. RefSeq names its product cytoglobin (gene Cygb). The transcript has 4 exons. The record is from RefSeq and is a predicted model, not a curated record. Lineage: Eukaryota; Metazoa; Chordata; Mammalia; Rodentia; Dipodidae. Gene Ontology annotation, biological process: oxygen transport. The coding region runs from base 36 to 608 and encodes 190 amino acids. Gene Ontology annotation, molecular function: heme binding; iron ion binding; oxygen binding.
CCGCCCAGCGAAGCCGGCUCGGCUCCGAGCUGCCCAUGGAGAAAGUGCCCGGCGAGAUGGAGAUCGAGCGCCGGGAGCGCAGCGAGGAGCUGUCCGAGGCGGAGAGGAAGGCGGUGCAGGCUACGUGGGCCCGGCUGUAUGGCAACUGCGAGGACGUGGGGGUGGCCAUCCUGGUGAGGUUCUUUGUGAACUUCCCCUCUGCCAAGCAAUACUUCAGCCAGUUUAAACACAUGGAGGAGCCCCUGGAAAUGGAGCGGAGCCCCCAGCUGCGGAAGCACGCCUGCCGAGUCAUGGGAGCCCUCAACACUGUUGUGGAGAACCUACAUGACCCGGACAAGGUGUCCUCUGUGCUGGCCCUGGUGGGCAAAGCCCAUGCCCUCAAACACAAGGUGGAGCCCGUGUACUUCAAGAUCCUCUCUGGCGUCAUUCUGGAGGUAAUCGCUGAGGAGUUUGCCAACGACUUCCCGCCUGAGACACAGAGAGCCUGGGCCAAGCUGCGUGGCCUCAUCUACAGCCACGUGACUGCCGCCUACAAGGAAGUGGGCUGGGUACAGCAGGUCCCCAACACCACCACCCCACCGGCCACUGUGCCCUCUUCGGGGCCAUAGGACCUUUCCCAGCUCCCCCCUCCCUGGCAGCACUUUGAGAAGAAGGCUGAGUUCUGAAGACCCUCCUUGACCCUCCAUUUCUGGGUGCCAAGGAAGCUGGAGGAAUCCCCCGACAGUCUUACUGGAAGGAGGCCUUCGCUGUGGCCGCAGUCCCCUGAGCUGCCAGGAGGCGGCGCUGGCUGCCCGAAUGCUGACCCCUGAGCGUUGGGGGUGGGUGGGGGCCCUUCUGCCUUGCAGAGAGGGGACACACUCUUCUUAGCUUUUCUACUCACUCUUAGAGAGGGACCUAGCCAGCGAGCGAGCGAGCGGGCUGGCGGGGAAGCGGGGACAAGUCUGCGAGUCACUCCGGGAAUGAAUCAGCCCCGUUUCGUUCUGCCGACCAGCAUGCAGGCCUCACCUCGUCACCCGAGUAUCACGCACACACGUCUACCAUAUAUACAGAUAUAAUCUAUAUACAACCUAUAUAUAAAUAUAUAUAUCUAUAUAUACAUAUAUAUACGUACAUAUCUACCAUGUGUACCUAAGGGCCCGGAAUCCCAGGUCCUCCCCGGCUGUGGGGGGUGGGGGGUGGGAGGGUCAUGCUUCCGGGCAGACAGCUGAGUGCCAGCGUUCAGGACAGGAGCAAGUCCCGCAGCAACACAGAGGGGCUGGGCCAGGUGGGGUAGGGUGGCAUGACCCAGCUGGCCAGCACGCCCUAGCCCAGACGGACUCAACAACCUGCGGUCUAGCUAGCUCUCUGCCCUCCCCAGCAGAAGACUUGGCUCAUGGGCAAGGGAUCCCAGCAGUUCCCAAACGGCUUGCUGCUGGGGGAGAGGCCUCGAUAAAAAACCCUGGAAUACCAGCCACCACCAUCCCCCCCCCCCCCGUUUGCCUCACACACAGCAGCUGGCCACAGUAUCACCCCUCAUGUCUGAGGCCCAGGGUAUCCCCUCCUGCCCUCCGGCCAUUCAACUAAGCCUUGCUGGGGACCUCCGUGUGUACCCCUUGGUCACGUGUAUUGUCCUGAAGGAUGUCCCUCCGCCGUGACUACAGUGCCUGCAUCCCCUCCUGUCGCAUCUUGAGGCCAUCAUGUAACUGCCUGUCCUUUUGUAGUUUCGGAUGUUUGUAACCAGACCCAGCUGUCUCAUUAAACAGGCCCGUUCUUCCUGUA